Diachasma alloeum is the source of this 1098-nucleotide messenger RNA. RefSeq lists its product as uncharacterized. The coding region runs from base 1 to 1098 and encodes 365 amino acids. Gene Ontology annotation, biological process: DNA integration. Gene Ontology annotation, molecular function: nucleic acid binding. The record is from RefSeq and is a predicted model, not a curated record. The transcript has a single exon. NCBI's taxonomy places the organism in Eukaryota, Metazoa, Arthropoda, Insecta, Hymenoptera, Braconidae.
AUGGGUCAAUUGCCCGCAACCAGAGUCUCACCAGCAAGAGCAUUUCUCCACACGGGGGUGGACUAUGCAGGUCCUUUCGCCAUCCUCAAGUGGAGACCCACGAAUGCUCAACCGGGAUCAGUGCACAUCGCAGUGUUCGUGUGCUUCACCACGUCAGCAGUUCACCUAGAGCUCGUCAACAGGCAAACCACAGAAGCCUUCCUCGGAGCUUACAAGAGAUUCACCGGAAGACGAGGUAUUCCAGCAGUCAUGUACAGUGACAACGCCACCACCUUCGUCGGAGCAGCAGAUCAACUCGAAAGGCUCUAUCACCAAGCAUCUAAAGAAAAUCAACGUGUUCAGGCUGCUCUCGCCACCAAUGGGACUCAGUGGAGCUUCUCACCACCUAGAGCACCCCAUUUUGGUGGCAAAUGGGAAGCAGCAGUAAAAUCAACGAAGCAUCACCUCAAGAGAGUCCUGGGAACGACAACGCUAACAUUUGAGGAACUCAACACAGUCUUAGUUCAGAUUGAAGCCUGCCUAAACUCCAGGCCAAUCUGUCCGAUGUCAGACGACCCAGAAGAUCUCCAGGUUCUCACCCCAGGACACUUCUUAAUCGGCGAGCCUCUACAGAUAGUACCAGAGUCAUCCUACGUCGACGAGAAUCCCCUCAAGAUGAGGAGAUGGAACCUCGUGACUCGGAUAGUUCAACAGUUCUGGUCCAGGUGGUCCAAAGAGUGUCUCCAACGAUACCAGGCUAUCUACAAGUGGAAGACACGCCAGCAGAACAUCGAGGUUGGUAACAUGGUGCUGAUGGUCGACGAUAACCUUCCACCAGCCCAGUGGCCAAUCGCCAGAGUCAUCGCGACUAGACCAGGAGCAGAUGGGCUCACCAGAGUAGCCACAGUCAGAACGAGCAAAGCAGAAGUCGGCAGACAUCAAGAUGGGUCGCCUAAUCUCCAGAACAUCACAGCAGCCCACUCGGUGUUUGACAGACCAAUCACCAAGUCCUGUCUGCUUCCUACAUACCCACCUACACCAGACCAACCUCCAGAAGAAGAUCACCCAGAUGAUGAAGACGAUCAACAGCAAGGAGACAUCCAGGAACUGCAGGACUGA